GCGUUCUACAAAAUCAAGGAUUGGACGAGGCAGGAUAGACAUGGCAAUUGUGAAUUUACAGCAUUUCUCAAACAUUGAAUCAUGAACUCCCAUCCGAAGAUUACCAUACGCACCGCGGGCUCAACGAUCCUUUUGUUGGUAAGUCCCUCGGUCUCGCAUUCGUACGUAGUGCAGUGCAAGACGGCUAAAGACAAUUGCGCAACAAUCGCACUUCCCAUCUAUCGAAAGCCAAGCAUGUCAAGGACCCUGACGAAGUUCGUUCUCGGAUGCAGGUCCGCUACUUGCCUCUCUUCUUCUACCUCUUUCCAUCGAGUAUGCUCUCACGACUCGCAGCCACCCCGUAUGCAACUCAACAGAAAGCACUUUCGUGAUCUGCCCAUCUUUGCGACCUGGAUCCCACGCGCAAUUUCAACACCGAAUAGCAUUCAAUAUUGCAAGAACUUUGCAGCAUGAAUUGACUCCAUGAGGUACCAUGGAGAGUAAUAUGCUUACUUGACAGGAUAUUCAGGCACGUUAGAUAGACUCUAAUCCCCACGCAACCGCUCAGGGGAAGCUGCCAAUGGUCGGUCUGUUUAAUUAACUCAACCAGGUCGAAGCAUGAGCUCCCGCCCCCGCUUCACGUCUUCAUUUAGGAAUACACUCAAGACGACCAC
This is a messenger RNA of Aureobasidium subglaciale EXF-2481, 653 nucleotides long. RefSeq lists its product as uncharacterized. The transcript has a single exon. The record is from RefSeq and is a predicted model, not a curated record. Lineage: Eukaryota; Fungi; Ascomycota; Dothideomycetes; Dothideales; Saccotheciaceae. The coding region runs from base 82 to 453 and encodes 123 amino acids.